UGUUUACUUGGAAAUAUUUGGCAACGUAAAAAAUGAGGACAAUGAAAACUAUUUAGAAAUAAGUAAGGUUAAUUUAAUUUUUUAGAUGAAAAAGUUGAAACUUUGUAUGAAACUGUGAAAAAUUCAACUAAAAAUAUAAUCAAACGGUCAUUAUUGAUUAAUGUGUUCAAAACACCACUGAUUAGAGAAGAAAAUGAUAAUAAUUCACUGUCUUUACCUCAGUUCUAUUUUUAUAACUUGACCAACACAAAUAACAGAUGUGAUACUUCCAUAAGAUUAAACUUAAAUAAACAUGGAUAAAGAAAAAGCUGAUAGAAAAUAUUCUUGGUCAGAACUCAAAGGAGUAGUGGGUGAUCUGAGGAGGCAACUUUCAACCUUAUCAAUUAUGGUUCCAACUUCCAUAACAUUUAGAACCCUGCAGGAUGGUAGAACAAGAAUUUAUUUCCUGAGCACCCCACACAAUGGUUGGGAAACUACUCUGUUAUUUGCUGAUGUACCCAACACCAAUCAACCAAACAGUUUGAGACUCCAGUGGCAGUGUGUGAUAGAAUCAAACUUUCCCAGUAUUUCAUCGUUGAACAAAUUUUCCAGAGAAGAACAAUUGCUCUGGGAGCGAAAACGUAUGACCACAUGGGGUAUCAAUUCCUAUGAAAUCCACAGUGAUUCAGGGAAAGUUGUGUUUCCCGCAGCAAGCAGCUUGUUUCAAUGUAUAGAUAGUGGAUAUUCAAAUGGACAAUUGUUUCCGACAAAACUGAGGAUGACUGCAGCUGGAGCUAAAAUUAAUUCGCAGAUUUGUCCUACAAAUCCUGAUCUUGUAGCUUAUAUAUGUAAUCAUGAUAUAUGGGUAACGCAUACAGUUUCAGGAUCAAAUGUAAGGCUGACGUAUGCACACAAAGGUGGUAGAAAUCUUGCUGACGAUCCGCUCUGUGCGGGCGUUCCUUCCUAUGUGAUGCAAGAAGAGUUUUCUAGAUAUCAGGGCUAUUGGUGGCAGCCGAAAUGUCUAGGUGGCAUCUACAGAAUACUGUACGAAGAAGUCGAUGAAGGAGACGUGAAAGUUUUUUGUUUUCCUUCUUCUCAGUCUGAUUCUGGGGAAGUGGAAGAAUUUCGGUUUCCUAGAGCUGGCUGUGCCAAUUCCAAGUCAUACCUCAAAAUGAUGGAAUUCAAAGUCAAUGAGCAUUUGCAGAUUAUCGAUGUCUGCAUGCUAGAACUGCAAUUCUCAUUGUCGUUGCUUUUUCCAUGGAUGGAGUAUAUUGUAAGAGUUGGCUGGACACCAAACGGAGAAUACAUUUGGGUCCAGCUUCUUGACAGACGCCAGCAAAGACUUGAACUAGUAUUAUUAUCCCUAAGUAAUUUCACAGAAGUUCUUCCGCUGUAUGAAGACUCGACUAACGUUCAUCUCACUAAUCCUACGGUGCAGGUGAUCUACUCUCAGGAAUCUUCGAUAUGGGUGAACGUCCAUGAUCUCCUCCACUUCCUUCCCUGUUCAGAAAAUAGUAACGAAAUGCAGUUCAUUUGGGCAUCAGAAGAAUCUGGCUUCAGGCAUCUGUACUUGAUAUCGGCUCAGAUCAUGCCUUACGUGAAUGGUAUCACUGAAAACGCGGAAACGAUGGAUUUUGUUUAUUUGCAGCCGAGAAUCCUGUCGAAAGUAGCUUUGACUUCUGGCGAUUGGGAGGUUUUGGGGCAAAACUUGUGGGUGGACAACGAGAAACAGCUGGUUUACUUCAUGGGGUUGAAAGAGACUCCUUUGGAGAAGCAUUUGUAUGUUGUGUCUCUCAGAAGACCUGGUGAAGUCAGGUUGCUAACGAGGCCUGGGUAUUCAUAUUCAGUAGAUUUCAAUAAGGAUUGUUCGUUGAUUGUUACAGUGUAUAGUAACAUCCAUAAACCUCCUGCCUGUCAAGUAUUCAGAUUGGUCCAUUCAGAUUGGACAGUCGAAGGAGUAACUCUCACCCCUCUCGGUUAUCUCAUGGAAUCGGCUACCCUCACGAACGAAUUUUAUUCACCUGAUCUUUAUACUCACGAGAUUAGUUCUGGUCAUGUACUUUACGCUAUGGUAUUCAAACCCCAUAACUUUGAAACUGGGAGGAAGUACCCAACAGUGCUUAAUGUUUACGGAGGUCCUGAAGUCCAGUUGGUUUCUAAUACUUUUAAGGGAAUGAGGCAAUUAAGAAUGCAUAUGUUGGCAGCCAGAGGUUAUUGUGUUGUGGCAAUAGACUCUCGAGGAUCUCAACACCGUGGUAUACAGUUUGAAAGUUACAUUAAAAAAAAGAUGGGCACCGUAGAAUUGAAAGAUCAAGUUGAAGUAUUGAAAUGGUUAUCUGAUAGUCUGAAUUAUAUCGAUCUGAACAGAGUGGCAAUACACGGUUGGUCUUACGGUGGUUACUUAAGUUUAAUGGGUCUGAUAAGUUAUCCAGAUGUUUUUAAAAUCGCAAUUGCUGGCGCUCCAGUCACAAAUUGGAAUUUAUAUGACACUGGUUAUACAGAAAGGUACAUGGAUUUGCCGGACCACAAUCCGGAAGGGUAUUAUGAAGGCUCCAUUUUGAAUUACAUCAAUAAAUUUCCUGAAGAGGAAAACAGGCUGCUCAUUAUUCAUGGUCUCAUAGACGAAAACGUUCACUUCUAUCACACAAGUCAGCUCAUAAAUGGUAUGAUAAAAGCGGGCAAGCCUUACCAAUUGCAGAUCUAUCCGAACGAGAGGCAUUCCCUGAGACAUUUGGAUGCCAGUAAGCAUUACGAAACGACUAUGCUAUCCUUUUUGCAAAAUCAUUUGUAGAAGACAACUAGAUUUUCGGUCUGUGGAAUGUUUGGUGAAUCUCUCGAUUACAGUAUUUCAAAUAGAAUGUAAAACUGGAACCUCUGGCGUAGAAUAAAUCCAAAAACAAGCACUUUUAUCAAUCACCUGAAUUUAUAUACUCUUCUCAACGCAACUUUCACUAUUUAUGGACGUUCAUUCUUUGGCUGUUCAUUCUUUGGCUGUUCUCCUAGGCGUGUUGAGCGACACUAGUCUGGUUUCUGAAAUCGUAUAUGUGCUGUGUGUUCUUUGAAACGAGUUUAUUUGGCUCGUUUAGUCUGACCGAUGUACUUAUGUCAGUCCUCACAGCCUCCAAAUAUCUCGGACUUUUCAUUUUCCAACAUCUAGGCUUACCUAACAUUUGUUCAAGUGAGCAGGGAGUUUUGGAGGCUACUUUCACGUUGUAUUUAAAAAAAAACCGCUCUAAAAAUGUUGAACGUGACAGUAGUGGGUGACAAAAAAUAUAUCGGUCCAACUAAGUGAACCAUUAAAACUAGUUUCAAAGAACACGCCACAGAAUACAUGAAAACUGUCUGAAACUGUUGGAACCGGUACAUGACCCUAGAUUUUUGGAUGGUUUUGAAGUCUGGAAAUAGCAAAGCGUGGCGUGGGAAUCAUGAACAGUAACAAAGGUCCCAUUCCUAACAGCCCAUCGUUUACGUUCUCAUGAUUCACUCUGUUGAAAUUUGCGGGAACUUCUACGAGAAUGAAAGUGAUCUUAGAGUUGGGAAUUAGUUUUCUCAAUUUCCUGAAGACACGCGAGAUUAUUGAAAUUCUUGUGAUUGAUAAAAGUGCUCGUCUUUGGGAUUACAGUAUUCCAGUUGGAUGAGAGACCAAGGAAAGUGUUUGAGUUGGUUUUGUCUAUGCUAAACUCUGGAAUAGUCUCUAGCAAGUUGAACUUUGAAAAAUCAGCCUGUUUUAAGGUUUUAUAAUACAGAAAAAGAAGCAGGACCGUAUUAUAAACUGCGUCUCUUUUUGAUUAAAGGGGAACAUUUUUCUUGGAAUUUUUGACUCAUUCAUUUUCUUUCCCAAAUGAUGUUAACCACCCCAAAAAUUUUAAUUGACACGGGAAGUCUUUGAAAUUCUCUUCACAGUUUUCAAAUUUCUUUUCAAAAGUUUUGUAAAAAUUACGUUUGAAAAUUUGAAGGUGUUCAGCAGAUUAUCACUCAGUUGAUUAAAUCUUCAAACUAAUGACCAGUUGCUUUCACAUAGUAACGGCAAUUUUUAUGAUAGACUUUCUACUAUAGAAUUCACUUUUCCAAUAUCCAUGAGAGAAGAAAUCGACGAGCUACAUAUCUAGUGACUGCGGAGUCUGUUCGGUACUGCAUUUCUCAAUCCAGUGCCAUGAAACAUGUUGGAAUGAUCAUAAAAUUAAUAUGAACGAAAAGUUUCAAGGCAUGUGCAAAUUGAAUGCUGAUUUUUCUUUAUUUAAAACCAAUAGUCUUAGACCUCCAGAAAUUAGCAUGAACAAAUAGUUCUUCUGAAGUCAGGUCAAAAAAAUUCUCUUGAACUUAAUUUAUCUAACAUUGUGUUAAUUAUGAUUAUGGUUAGAGGGCAUAUGUCAAAUGUAUUCAUCAUUUUGGAUAAAAAUAAGGAUACCUAAAAGCAGCUUUAUCAGGUCCUUAAACACAUCUCUAACACACCCAUAGUGCAUAAUUUUGAAGUUCAAUUUUUUAAAUAUAUUUCAUCAAAUUGCAAAUAAGUAGGUAAUAGAUCAUGUACCAUGAUCCUUUUUUUUUCGGAGUUGGCAACUCUGUUUAUGUGGCAUUAGUGUCAAUUGUCAUGUAAAUUGUUCAAGCUGUUGCCUGAAAUGAAUGUUCAGUAGUAAGUGAAUGUAAUGAAAACAACGAAUAAAAACAAAAAAUGAACAAAAUAAAUUUCAACUACAUAAAAGACAACUGACACUAAUGACAAAGUACAGAGUUAUUGAUAUGAACAAUGGGAAAAACUUUCAAACAAUAAAUGAAAGUGCAUGGAUACUACAAACAUCAUUUACAUGUGACAGUUGACAAUAAUGUCAAAUUAACAGAGUAACCAACACAGAAAAAUUGUGUGUGCUACAAACUCUUUAUUGGUAUGAAUCCUGAAAUGACUACAAUGAAAAAAAGCUUCCAAACAGAAAAUAAAACUGUAUGGACAUGACAAAUAUCAUUAACAUAAUGAAAAAUGAGAAAAGAAACUGUGUUGUUUACGACUUACAUUUGUAACUAACGUACUGAUGUUCCGUCCAAUAAGGACACUUUCAAAUUAGUACAAUAAUCUAUAUUGGCUAGAUUUGGUACAUAUAAUGUGGUAGAAAGCAGAAAGUUUAAUUUCUCGUUUUUCAUAAUGAUAUCCUACUACGUAUCAACGGCUACAUCCAUAAAUUUAUCAUUUACAUAAUAUGUAAGUCCAUACAGUUUUAUUUGCUGUUUGUAUAUGAUGUUUGUGGUGUAUAUUGUUUGUUUGUCCUCACAUGUCACCUGUCAUAUUAUGACAGCUGAAAAUCGACAUAUACACAAUGUAGCCAACACAGAAAAAAAAUAUAUUGCUCCAAAUGAAACCUUCAUCUGAUAUGAUCUCUUCAAAUUUUUAUUUGUUUAUCAAUUAUAUAAUGAGAAAAAAGUUAGGAAUGGCAUAUAGAAGAUAGGUUUUUGAUAAUGCAUUGGGACUGAAACCAGCAAAUAUAGUUGGAAUCUUCUAUGAUUUUACUUUUUUUUAAGUAAAUGUGAAAUGGUUGCACUUACUGAAAAAACAACAGAGCGUCGAAUGUUUUUUCAAGACGCUAAUAUGGCAGUUCGAGAUGAAUACUAAUGAAUUCAGAAUGUGACAUUUGGCAACUGUAAACCGUUAGUUUUUCUAUUUUGAAAUGUUUUUGAAUUUUAGUAGUGAGGUCCAAAACUAUCAAUAAUGUAUUAUGAUAAUGGUGUGACUAUGGAUCUGAAAAAACAGCCUUCAUACUGAAAUAUGAAUGCCAUUUAGAUUUUCCCGAAAAUUCCAAAUUUGAAAUGUCUUGUCGAAACUAAAUAGAAAUACAUUUAUUAACAGAGUUAGUAGUCACAUAGAGUGUUUAGUCGAGUUAACAAAUAAACCAGUUCCCUUUUGGCAAAUAGAUGAUUAGUUAUAUGUUUGAUUUCAAUAAUAGAAAAACAUGUUUGGUAUUGUAUGUGACAAAAUCCGUUGUUUUAUUAUCAAACCCGUUGAGUAAGAUACACGGAGAACUAAACGUUGAACUAUUUGAUUCUUUCUUGCUUCAUUACUCUUAAAUAACUAUUUUUAUCCUUGACUGUUGAUUUAAUGCAGAUUUGUGAAUGUUUCAAUUUGCUCUAUUAAA
This is a messenger RNA of Leptinotarsa decemlineata (Colorado potato beetle), 6101 nucleotides long. RefSeq names its product dipeptidyl peptidase 9. Gene Ontology annotation, molecular function: dipeptidyl-peptidase activity; serine-type peptidase activity. Lineage: Eukaryota; Metazoa; Arthropoda; Insecta; Coleoptera; Chrysomelidae. The record is from RefSeq and is a predicted model, not a curated record. Gene Ontology annotation, biological process: proteolysis.